AUGCAAAAGACGUCUUCCGCAACGCCACUGCACACAGACAACCUUACAGUGGAGGAUGUAGAACACAGAGAAGAGGGUGUCAUAGAGAACACACCCAGAGAAACAUAACCCCUGGCUGCCUUCAGAAGGACUCAUGUCUCCUCACGCAUCAACAAACACAGAAAACCUACCAGAGAAUCCCAUAAAACAACACAAAACGUUACAAAACCUUUUGACCCAAGAACAACUUUUGUAGUCCCUCUCCAAUCCAAAUCCCAUCGUAGUGUCUCACCUGACCCAUUUGAAGAUGACUUUUUCUGAUUACCCUGAAACUCAGAACUCUUUAUUUAAACUAGACAGGGCAAACCCAUUGGUUGUAGAGGCCACAGAGGACAAGGGCACUAAAACUAAAGGUUAA
Molecule: messenger RNA, 397 nt
Organism: Coregonus sp. 'balchen'
Lineage: Eukaryota; Metazoa; Chordata; Actinopteri; Salmoniformes; Salmonidae
Source: the annotation of a GenBank genome assembly